Messenger RNA from Ochotona curzoniae (black-lipped pika), 1311 nucleotides. RefSeq names its product zinc finger DHHC-type palmitoyltransferase 4 (gene ZDHHC4). Gene Ontology annotation, cellular component: endoplasmic reticulum; Golgi apparatus. Lineage: Eukaryota; Metazoa; Chordata; Mammalia; Lagomorpha; Ochotonidae. Gene Ontology annotation, molecular function: protein-cysteine S-palmitoyltransferase activity. The transcript has 8 exons. Gene Ontology annotation, biological process: peptidyl-L-cysteine S-palmitoylation; protein targeting to membrane. The record is from RefSeq and is a predicted model, not a curated record. Bases 89 to 1231 code for a protein of 380 amino acids.
GCUCGGGGCGCGCGCGGGGCCGCUCCCAGCUCAUGGCGGCUGCUUGCUGCGUUAGCCUUGGCGAUCCGGCCUGAGAGAUGGACGAGCCAUGCCUACUGCAGCUCCGGGUGCCACCUGCUGUGCCAGGCGCCUGCCCACCGGUGUGAACCUCCGACAGACAGACGGAUACCGGGGCUGGUGGCCGGAAAUCACCCGACCAAGACACAUAGUAGGCCCCAAGAUGGACUUCCUCGUGCUCUUCUUGUCCUAUCUGGCCACAGUGCUGGCCAGUGUCGUCAUGCUCUGUGUCUGCUCGAAAACGGGUCGCUUGAGAGGCCUCGUCGGGGGCGCCACACGGAGGGUUUCCCGUUUUACCCCAGAAUGCCUUCAGAGAUCCGUGCGAAGCCUGUUUCACUACCUCUUCCACACGAGAAACCACAGCUUCCUCCUGCUGCACCUGGCACUGCAGGGCAUGGUUUACUCGGAGUACACCUGGGAAGUGGUUGCCUACUGUCGGGAGCUGGAGUUCUCCUUAUUUUACCUUCUGCAGCCCUACCUGCUGCUGGCCGUCAGCCUGGUGUUCUUCGCCGUGACCUGUGUAAGCAAUCCUGGCAUCGUAACAAAAGCAAAUGAACUCUCACUGCUUCAAGUCUACGACUUUGAUGAGGUGGUGUUCCCCAAGGACGCCAGGUGCUCAACUUGCGACGUGAGGAAGCCAGCCCGUUCGAAGCACUGCCGCGUGUGUAACUGGUGUGUGCACCGCUUCGACCACCACUGUGUGUGGGUGAACAACUGCAUCGGGGCCUGGAACAUCCGCUACUUCCUCAUCUACCUCUCGGCGCUGACGGCCUCGGCCGCCACCAUGGCCGCCGUGUGCAGCGCCUUUCUCAUCCACCUGGUGGCGGCCUCAGACCUCUACCAGGAGCCCUACGUGGACGACCUGGGCCACUGGCGGACCGUGGACGUGGUCUUUCUUACUCAGUACCUGUUCCUGACGUUUCCCAGGGUCGUGCUCCUGCUGGGCUUCCUCACCGUGCUGAGCCUCCUCCUGGUCGGCUACCUGUGCUUCUCCGUGUACCUGGCCCUCACCAACCAGACCGCGCUGGAGUGGUACCGCCAGGGCUCUGCCCCGGACCCGCGCCGUCCCCUGGUGGCCGGGCGAGCGCGCAGCGUCCACUCCCGCGGGCUGAGGGCCAACCUGCGCGAGCUCUUCCUCCCUGUGGUCCCUUGCUGCGAGGGGAAGAAGGAAUAAGGACGGACAGAGCGCGGCUGCCCUUCUGUGAUUGUGCACAGAGCGCAUAAAUGUCUCUCUACUUGCGGUUACUGGUUUUC